This is a messenger RNA of Fonsecaea multimorphosa CBS 102226, 1785 nucleotides long. RefSeq lists its product as uncharacterized. NCBI's taxonomy places the organism in Eukaryota, Fungi, Ascomycota, Eurotiomycetes, Chaetothyriales, Herpotrichiellaceae. The record is from RefSeq and is a predicted model, not a curated record. Gene Ontology annotation, molecular function: FAD binding; oxidoreductase activity. The transcript is spliced from 4 exons. The coding region runs from base 1 to 1785 and encodes 594 amino acids.
AUGAACCCUCCCCUGUCUCGGGUGUGUUUGAUGGGUUUGCUGUUCUUUCUGGCCUCCGUGCACCAGGCUCUUGCUGGACCUGCGAUAUAUUGCAAACCCAUUCCGUCCUCGUCAAACUGGCCUGCUCAGUCCGCGUGGCAAGAGUUGAACAAGACUGUGUCUGGCAAGCUCUUUGCCGACGUCCCUCCUGGAUCUGUCUGCCACCCAGGAAAUGCAUUGUUCAACAAUGCCACCUGUGACUUUGUCCUUUCCCAAUGGACGAACUCAAGCUUUCAUGCCGACAAUCCCAUCUCGGUUGACUACAAUGAUGAUGGAUGUCUGCCGUCGCCUCUGGCGCCAUGUUCAGCGGCUGCUUAUCCUUCGUACGUGGUACACGCCACAAAAGUCUCUGAUGUACAGGCAGCGGUGGAGUUUGCCGCCAAUACAGGCGUGAGGUUGAUAGUCAAAGGAACUGGUCAUGAUCUCCUGUCCAGUAGGUCGUCUGGUGGACAGUCUUUGUCUAUAUGGACACACAAGCUCGUGGGCAUCUCGGUGAAUACUAGUGACACUAGGGCUCUCCCGUAUGGUGGAGUUGGCUCAGUCAAAAUUGCCGCUGGAUCCAGGAUGAUGGAACUCUACCAGGCAGUCGCUGAAUACAACCUUACAGUCAUCGCAGGUGGUGACGUAUCAGUCGGCAUUGGUGGAUGGGUCCUGGGAGGGGGCCAUUCUCCCAUAAGCUCGACAUAUGGACUUGGAGCUGACCAAGUCCUCGAGAUGGAAGUGGUGACUCCAGACGGCAAAUUUCUCACCAUCAACGAGAACUCGUAUCCUGAUUUGUUCUGGGCUAUGCGAGGGGGAGGAGGCUCAACCUUUGGCGUCCUCAUCAGCGUGACCAUGAAGGUCUACCCGACCCUUCCCGGCAGCCUUACAAUAUUUACUGCCAACACCACCUCCAACAGCGACACCUUUUGGUCAAUAUCGACAUACUUCACCUCGCAGGUGCCUAGCCUGUCGGACAAAGGAGCAAACGGCUACCACUAUUUCAUCCCAUACGCUCCCCCCAAUCCUCCGGACCAAGCAGGCAUUAUCAUCGGUGGGUAUUUCUUCCCAAACAAGACUCCUGCCCAGGUCAACGCGAUCAUGGGUCCGGUCAUUACCAAGAUCAACACCACGAACUGGGGUGACCCGGUCUUUGUUGCAAACGAAACAAUCCCGAUCCCAGACUUCAAUAAAUUCUGGAUGACGAACCAGCCCGAGGCUGUGGGACCAUCAGAGCGUCUAGGUUCACGUCUCCUGACCCGCGGCGCUCUUACUGGCAACCAAACGGAGCUACAGAAUGCACUACGUACAGCAUCAAACGGUACCUGGACACUGCUCAACCACCUUGUUGCGGGCAAAGGGGUACGAGAUGCUAAGAUACCCGGUGGGAACAACUCAGUGUGUCCUGCGUGGCGGAACGACACAUACAUUCACUUCGUCACUUAUCGAAGCUGGACGCCCUUGAACCAAACCGAAAAGACGGCGGUAACAGACGAGCUGCGCAACAGCGCGGUUGAAGCACUGCGCAUCCUGGAUCCAUACACGGGCGCGUACGUCAAUGAAGCCGAUCCGACCGAGCCCAACUGGCAGACAACCUUCUGGGGCUCGAAUUACCCGCGCCUUUUGGCCCUGAAGAAAAAAUACGACCCCAAGGGCGUAUUCUGGUGUAAACCCUGCGUUGGAAAUGAACUCUGGAAUGUAACAGGCAGUUCUGUAUACCAGGACGGUAUCGGCGAGGACGGCGGCAUGAUCUGUAAAGCUCAAUGA